Aspergillus chevalieri is the source of this 1137-nucleotide messenger RNA. RefSeq names its product metallophosphatase domain-containing protein. Gene Ontology annotation, molecular function: hydrolase activity. Bases 1 to 1137 code for a protein of 378 amino acids. Lineage: Eukaryota; Fungi; Ascomycota; Eurotiomycetes; Eurotiales; Aspergillaceae. The transcript has a single exon. The record is from RefSeq and is a predicted model, not a curated record.
AUGUCCUCUCCAUUCCAUCGUCGACCACUUCCGGACUAUUUCUUCGCCUCUCCUCUCACUGCUCUCCUUUAUCCCGUUCACCAGGCACUCCUGCGUCUGCGAGGGCCUCCCCGCCUGCCUCCUCCUGGCGUCCGGCCUAUUCGCGUCGUGUGCAUCUCCGACACCCAUUCCCAACAAUAUCCCGACAUCCCUGACGGCGACUUGCUUAUCCACGCAGGGGAUUUGUGCAACGAUGGCAGUAUCAAGGAGAUUCAAGAAGCGGUAGAUUGGCUACAACAACUCCCUCAUCCUCAAAAGGUCGUUGUCUGCGGGAACCACGACAGCUACUUUGACGUCCGAUCUCGUCGGGACGAGGAUCGCGAUCAUCCGUCCUCGUCGUCUUUUGCGGCAGUGUCAUCAUCGACAGCGUCUCUGCACUCUCUCGAAGACCUUGACAGUCAUCGAAUCGAUUGGGGAGAUAUCCACUACCUCCAGCACACCUCCGUGACCCUCUCAUUCCCACCCCAACCAUCAUCGCCCACUAGCGCCAUCUCCCUAUCAUCCACUAGUACCACCUCUACGUCUAAUAAUGCCGUCCGCACCCUAACUCUCUACGGCGCUCCUCAGAUUCCCGCAAUCGUCCCAUUCGGUCCAGAGCACGCCUUCACCUACUCUCCCCACCACGACGCCUGGUCCGGCACUGUACCACCCGAAACCGACAUUCUCAUCACCCAUACCCCGCCGCAAGGCCACCUCGAUCUCUCCCCCGUUUUCUCCACCGGCUGCCCAUACCUCCUCUCCGAAGCCUGGCGCGUCCGCCCUUCCCUGCACGUCUUCGGCCACCUCCACGAGGCCUAUGGCAACGAACCCGUCUACUGGGACGAAGCACAACAGGCAUGGGAGCGGCUCUGCGCUACAAGACGGGUGCGCGCCCGCGACGGCCGUCUCGUCUCCGUUUUCUGCGGCCUGUUUCGUGAUCUCCUCGAUCCGACGGCGUGGGUCGACGCUGCUCGUGUCGUUGUGUAUGGCGUGCUGGGCAUCGUCUGGGCUAAGGUGUGGGGUGGUGAGAAUCGAGGGUGUGGGUGGUUUGUGAACGCGGCUUGUAUGUAUCGCAACUCGGGGAGAUUGGGCAAUCACCCGUUUGUGGUGGACUUAUAA